Myripristis murdjan (pinecone soldierfish) is the source of this 8319-nucleotide messenger RNA. RefSeq names its product ATP-binding cassette, sub-family A (ABC1), member 7 (gene abca7). The transcript has 49 exons. Bases 143 to 7306 code for a protein of 2387 amino acids. Gene Ontology annotation, biological process: transmembrane transport; lipid transport. NCBI's taxonomy places the organism in Eukaryota, Metazoa, Chordata, Actinopteri, Holocentriformes, Holocentridae. Gene Ontology annotation, cellular component: intracellular membrane-bounded organelle; membrane. The record is from RefSeq and is a predicted model, not a curated record. Gene Ontology annotation, molecular function: lipid carrier activity; ATP hydrolysis activity; ABC-type transporter activity.
GUCUGCGUUUACAAACUGGUGAAAUGGAGAGAGAGUCAAUGACGAACCGUGGACAUUCUCUUUAAAACAGACUGAAACGAGGUACUGUCACAAAUAAUUAAUGCAGUGUGGCAUCAUGGCUAGGUAGCUCCUGCUGCAAGCGAUGGCGGUUUUCAGACAGCUGCUGCUCCUGCUCUGGAAGAACAUCACAUACCGCAGGAGAAACAAGAUCCAGCUGGUCAUCGAGCUCCUCUGGCCGCUCUUCCUCUUUGUCAUCCUCAUCUCUGUCCGCCACUCGCACCCUCCCUACAAACAGAGCCAAUGCCACUUUCCAAACAAAGCACUUCCGUCGGCAGGCACGCUGCCCUGGAUCCAGGGCAUCAUCUGCAACAUCAACAACCCCUGCUUCCACAGCCCCACUCCAGGGGAGACGCCAGGGCAAGUGGGCAACUUUGACAACUCCAUACUGUCCCGUCUUUUUGUGGACUCCCGGACUAUUCUGUCCUAUGGUGGAAACCGGAGCUUCUCUGGCUUCCAGGAGCUGUUGGAAAGCGUCCAGAGGCUUGGAGAGAGACCUGGAGCCUGGCCAAAUCUCCCUGUAGGAGAAUACCUGAGAGCCAAUGAGACAUUCUCCACCUUCCUCCUGACCAAUGGCAGCCUGUCACGUGCGACUGUGGACCAGCUGCUGAAAGCCCGUCUCAAUUUUCAGGUCUCUGUGGCCGCAGCUGGGGUGCAGCUGAAGGAGUUGGUGUGUAAUGCCAGCAUGUUAGGACAGUUCCUGACAGUGGAUGCAGGAGAAGCCGCCAUGGCCGACCUGCAGACACAGCUGUGUGACGUGCCAGCCGACACCCUGCAGCAAGCCGAGCGCCUCUUCCUCUCCCAGCUUGACUUCACCAAGUUCUUCACGAGGGAACGUCUGAUGUCCAACGCUGGAGACCUCAGAGUACUCAGCCAGGCCGUCACCUCUGUGUCGCAGGAACUGGCUGUCCUCAUGGACGAUUUCUCCUCCCUCUCUAGUUUCACAGAGAUGAGUGCGGCACUUCGUCUUCUAUCUCCAGAGAAUCGCUCGGCGUUGCCCAGGGAGAGUUUCCGGGCAUUUUCCAAGGUCAUGUGCGGGCACCCGGAGGUGGGUGGCGAACGCAUCCCUUCAUUCAACUGGUACGAAGAUAAUGACAUCAAGUCCUUCCUGGGCAAGAAUGGCACCGAGGACAAUGACCUGGACCGUGACAACAACACCACUCCAUUCUGUAAAAGUCUGAUCCAAGGCCUGGAGUCCAACCCUCUGUCUCGGCUUGUGUGGCGAGGCAUCAAGCCUCUGUUCAUAGGAAAACUGCUUUAUACACCAGACACACCUGUGAUACAGCAAGUCAUGAAAGAGGUGAACAAAACCUUCCAGGACCUGCAGAUCCUACAGGAGCUAAACGGAGCCUGGAUGGAAGUGGGACCACGAAUCAAGAACUACAUGCAGAGCAGUGUGGAGGUUCAGCUGCUGCAGGGUUUGCUGAAGCGACCAGAGGUGGCUGUGCUGGUCAACCUGCGCCUUGAGAACACGUCCUGGACGGCCUCACGCAUCGCCCGCUUCCUGUCCACGCCCUCACCUGACACCCCCAGGAAACCUGGAGCUCCCCCUACCUGGCUGGACGUCUACAACGACCUCAACCACACCAUCACCACCCUCGCACAAGUCACUCAGUGUUUUUCCCUGAACAAGCUGGAGGGGGCAGAGACUGAGGGUCAGAUGAUUGACAGGGCCCUGGAGCUGUUGGAGGACAGGCAGUUCUGGGCAGGCGUGGUCUUCCUGCUGCCUAACUCCUCCUCCUCCCGCCUGCCGCCCCACGUCACCUUUAAAGUCCGAAUGGACAUCGAUGACGUGACCAAGACCAAUAAGAUCAAGGACAGGUUCUGGGAUCCUGGUCCAGCCGCCGACCCAUUCAGCGACAUGCGCUACAUCUGGGGUGGCUUUGUGUACGUCCAGGACCUGGUAGAGAGAGCGCUCAGCCGCGUCAUGACUGGUGUUCAGCAGAACACGGGCAUCUACAUCCAGCAGAUGCCUUACCCUUGUUAUGUGGACGAUGUCUUCCUGCGAGUGUUGAAUCGCUCCCUGCCUCUUUUCAUGACUCUGGCCUGGAUUUACUCGGUGGCCAUGAUCAUCAAGGGUGUGGUAUAUGAGAAGGAGGCAAGGCUGAAGGAGACCAUGAGGAUUAUGGGCCUGGGAACUGGGACUCUGUGGCUCAGCUGGUUCAUCAGCAGCCUGGUUCCCUUCCUGGUCUCUGCAGCACUCCUCAUCGCUCUGCUUAAGUGGGGGGACAUCCUGCCGUACAGCAACCCAGCGGUGGUCUUUUUUUUCCUGACGGCGUUUGCCACUGCCACCAUCAUGCAGUGUUUCCUCAUCAGUACUUUCUUCUCCAAGGCCAACCUGGCCGCUGCCUGCGGGGGGCUCAUCUACUUCGGCCUCUACCUUCCUUAUGUUCUGUGCGUGGCCUGGAGAGAUCACCUCAACACUGUACACCGAGUCCUUGCAAGUCUGUUCUCUCCAGUGGCCUUUGGGUUUGGCUGUGAGUAUUUCGCCCAGUAUGAGGAGCAGGGUGUGGGGAUCCAGUGGUACAAUGUCCACUCCAGCCCCAUGGAGGGAGACACAUACAACUUCAAUACCUCCAUAGUCAUGCUGUAUGUGGACGCUGUCAUCUACGCCUCUGCUGCCUGGUACAUCGAAGCUGUGUUCCCUGGUGAAUAUGGCAUCCCCAAGCCCUGGAACUUCAUCUUCCAGGUAAACUACUGGGGAGGCGUUCCUCUGGAGGCAGGCGUGCCAAUCCCCCCCGCACCCAGAGAGCAGGACCAAGAUCACAUUGAGCCGGAGCCCACCCACCUGGUUCUGGGUGUGAGCAUCCAUAACCUGGUGAAGAUUUACAAGCGGGGAGCCAAGCUGGCUGUCAAUCAUCUCAACCUCAAGUUCUACGAGGGCCAGAUCACGUCCUUCUUGGGCCACAAUGGUGCCGGCAAGACCACCACCAUGUCUAUCUUGACCGGCCUGUUCCCUCCUACCUCCGGGACAGUCUACAUCAAGGGGUUAGACAUCCGCAGUGACAUGGACAUCAUCCGCAGGACACUGGGAGUUUGUCCACAGCACAAUGUGCUCUUUGACAUUUUAACAGUGGAGGAACAUGUAUGGUUUUAUGGGCGACUGAAGGGUUUGUCUGAAGCACAGGUGAAGGCUGAGCUUCACACUCUGCUGGACGACGUCGGCCUGCUGCACAAACGGCAUGAACAGACCAAGAACCUCUCUGGUGGCAUGCAGAGGAAGCUGUCAGUGGCCAUAGCGUUUGUUGGAGGCUCGAAGGUGGUUGUUCUGGACGAGCCAACAGCUGGCGUGGAUCCGUACUCCCGCAGAGGGAUUUGGGAUCUGCUGCUCAAAUACCGCAAAGAUCGAACCAUCAUCCUGUCCACUCACUACAUGGAUGAGGCAGACCUGCUGGGCGACCGCAUCGCCAUCAUCUCCCAGGGGAAGCUGUGCUGCUGUGGCUCGCCUCUCUUCCUCAAGGCCCGGCUGGGAAACGGCUACUACCUCACUGUGGUGAAGCGGGAGGGGCUGCACUCCAGCACUCCCAGCAGCACCACUAUCAGCACCAGCACCAGCACCAACAAACUGCCUCCUCUCACCAAGGACAGCGACUCGUCCAUGAGUGAUGACACGGGGCUGGGGAGCGAGGAGAGCGGCUCAGACCUGGCGGCACUGCUGUCCUUGGCACAGCGCCACAUCCCAGGGGUCAGGCUGGUGGAGGAAGCCGGGCGUGAGGGGGUGAUCAACCUGCCCCAGACGGCGGCCCAGGACGGCAGCCUUGGUGUCUUCCUGGCCGAACUGGACCAGAGGCUGAAUGAACUGGGCAUCACCAGCUAUGGCCUCUCAGACAGCACGCUGGAGGAGAUCUUUCUACGCAUGGCAGAGGAAACCGGUGUUGAUGCUGAACCAGAGCCUCAAGCCGAAUCUUCUCAGAGUCAACAGCCCGUAUCUGGGCAAAGGGCUCAGAGAGAGCAUGCCGAAGAAUCAGAGACUGACGCUCAGGAGACAGACCUGCUGAGUGGGGACGGGCGCGGAGGAACCCCCCUGACUGGUUGGUGGCUAACCUGGCAGCAGCUCAGGGCUCUGUUCAUCAAACGCUGGCUUUAUGCUCGGAGGAGCCGCCGGGGUUUCUUGGCACAGAUUGUUCUGCCUGCUGUGUUUGUCCUGGUCGCUCUGCUCUUCAGCCUCAUUGUGCCUCCAUUUGGGAAGUACCCCGCUCUGCAGCUGCAGCCCUGGAUGUAUGGAGAGCAGUACACCUUCUUCAGCAAUGAUGCCCCUGGGAACCCAGCCAUAGAGAACCUUCUGGAAGCCCUGCUGGACCAGCCCGGCUUUGGUACCAAGUGUAUGGAGAAAGAGGACAACAGCACGAACCCUCAGUGUGAGGGCGAGCAUGGCCGCAUCUACAUACCAACCCAGAUCCCCUACUCCACCUGGCAGAUGCUCAUCAGAGGCAACUGGAGCAGAGAGAGACCCUCGCCUGACUGUGAGUGUAGCACCGAGGAAGUCCGCCGGAUGCUCCCAGACUGCCCAUCGGGUGCUGGAGGACUCCCUCCACCCCAGAUUAAGAGGCUGACUGGAGACAUGCUCCAAAAUCUAACUGGUCGAAACAUCUCUGACUACCUGGUGAAGACUUACCCUCAGAUCCUCAAGAAAAGCCUGAAAACCAAGAAGUGGGUGAAUGAAUUCAGAUACGGGGGCUUCUCUCUGGGGGGCAGCUCUACCCAGACUGUAACCCAGAUGCACCAUGUCCAAGACUCAAUCACUGCUAUCAGGACCCGUUACCAAGUUGCACAGAACAGCUCUCUGGAUCACCUGCUGAACCGACUGCCAGAUUUUCUUGGAGGUCUGAACAGUCAAAACAAUGUCAAGGUGUGGUACAAUAACAAAGGCUGGCACGCCAUGGCAUCAUUUGUCAACGUGAUGAACAACGGGCUCCUGAGAGCGAGCCUGCCACCGGGUCCAGCAAGGAGGAAACACGGCAUCACCGCCUACAACCACCCGCUCAACCUGACCAAGGAGCAGCUCACCGAAAUGGCCAUGAUGACCACAUCCGUGGAUGUUCUAGUUUCUAUCUGUGUGAUCUUCGCCAUGUCCUUUGUACCGGCCAGCUUUGUCCUGUUUCUGAUUGAGGAGCGAGUCAGCAAAGCCAAACACCUUCAGUUUGUCAGUGGGGUCAAACCCGUCCUCUACUGGCUGGCUAACUUCACCUGGGAUAUGUUGAACUACACCGUCCCAGCCACCAUGGUCGUGCUGAUCUUCAUUGGUUUUCAGCAGCAGUCGUACGUCUCUGAGACCAACCUGCCUGCCCUCGUCCUGCUGCUGCUGCUUUAUGGGUGGUCUAUCACCCCUCUCAUGUACCCAGCAUCCUUUGUGUUCACUGUCCCGAGCACGGCCUACGUGGUUCUGACCUCCAUCAACCUCUUCAUUGGGAUCAAUGGCAGUGUUGCCACCUUCGUCCUGGAGCUGUUCAUAGAUGAGCAUCUGAACGAGGUGAACAGGAUCCUGAAGAAGGUUUUCCUCAUCUUCCCUCAUUUCUGCCUGGGUCGAGGACUCAUCGACAUGGCCAAGAACCAGGCCAUGGCCGAUGCCUUUCAGAGGCUUGGCACCAAGCAGACCCUGGACCCUCUGCAGUGGGACUUUGUGGGGAAAAACCUGUUUGCAAUGGCAGCGGAGGGGUUUAUCUUCUUCAUCUUCACCUUACUGCUGCAGUACAAGUUCUUCAUUCGUUGCAGGCCGUGGUGGACAGAGCCUCAGAUGCCUCCUCUUGGCCCAGAGGACGAAGAUGUCGCCAGGGAGAGAGAGAGAGUCAAAGGUGGCAGAGCCCAAGCGGACAUCCUUACCGUGAUGGAUCUCAGCAAGGUGUAUAAAGCUGGCAGGAAGCCAGCAGUGGAUCGGCUCUGCCUGGGGAUUCCCCGUGGGGAGUGUUUCGGCCUGCUGGGGGUGAACGGAGCGGGGAAGACCUCAACGUUUCGCAUGCUGACGGGAGACACGCCCAUCACGUACGGGGAGGCCUUUCUCAACCACCACAGUGUUUUGACAGAGAUGGAGCGGGUCCACCAGCUGAUGGGUUACUGUCCCCAGUUUGACGCCAUCAGUGACCUGCUGACAGGCCAGGAACACCUGGAGCUGUACGCACGCUUGCGGGGGGUGCCAGAGGACUCAGUGGCCAAGGUGGCCCAGUGGGGGGUGAAGAAACUGGGGCUGACCCAGUAUGCUGACAGGGAGGCUGGAGGCUAUAGUGGAGGCAACAAGAGGAAACUCUCCACCGCCAUCUCCCUCAUCGGGGCUCCGCCUAUUAUCUUCCUCGAUGAGCCCACCACUGGGAUGGACCCAAAAGCCAAAAGGUUUCUUUGGAACUGCAUCCUCAGUGUCACCAAGGAGGGAAGGGCUGUAGUUCUCACCUCCCACAGCAUGGAGGAAUGUGAGGCUCUCUGCACCAGAAUGGCCAUCAUGGUCAAUGGCAGGUUCCAGUGCCUGGGAUCAGUGCAGCACCUCAAGAACAGGUUCGGUGACGGCUACACCAUCAUUCUUCGUCUGAUGGACAAUAAGUCUCCCGAGGACUCCUGCCCCAUCGACACCUAUAUCAGGAACUCCUUCCCUGGCAUUGAGCUGAAGGAGCGCCACCAGAACGUGCUGCAGUACCAACUGCCCUCAUACAGCUGCUGCCUGGCUCGUGUCUUUGAUGUGCUGGCCAACAACUUUGAGGAGCUGGGCAUCAUCGACUACUCAGUUUCACAGACAACCCUGGACCAGGUGUUUGUGAACUUUGCCAAGGAGCAGACCGACGAUGACCAGCUAACAAAUGUGAUUGUCAGCAACGGGACGGUUCAGACCAACCAGGCUGUCCUGCCCACCCGAACUGCCCCACCUACUACACAACCACCACCAUCAGUCAAACCAAUUCCGCCAAGCAAGGCUCCACUGUCUGACAAGUCAUCUCACGGCAAACAAACAAAAGAGGGUAAAGCGAAAAAGGCAAAAUCCAACAAGGGCAAGUCCAGUGAGGGCAAAUCUAGAGAGGACGGGGUCACGGGGGAAACAGACGGCAGCAUGGCAAUGAGCAGUAUGCCUCAACCACAGGACAGGUCCCAGCAGAAGCCUGAGAUGAGAAUGGUGGGUAGUGACGAGUCUAAUAGUAGUAGCAGUGGUGUUAAGGCAGAAACCAGUCAGUCUUCAGCUAAUGGGUCCAAACAAAAUGGGGAGAGCUCUAGUAAGGAUCCUGCUGCUCUCUUCAUGGUAAGCAGCAACACACAGGACAGUAAGAUGUGAAGUGAACUGGUGCAGUAUGAGCAGAGGAAGCAUGAUGGAUAGACCAACUUCAGUUUGAACAAGUUACAAGUUGUGUCCACUUGAACAUCACUUGUUGCUCCUGUACUAGGGAGAUCAGGUCAAUCCUGAUCUGAUCUGGAGUCCACCAGCAUGUGGACAACAGAAAGACAAAGAUCAAAAAUCAAAUUGAAAUUGAGUCGAGAGGUUGUCAUAUCACCUCCUCUGAGGAAAGAAAACAACAGCUGUCACUAUUGAAGUAUAGGUUUGGUGCCUUGUUCACCCUCCAGUAGAUUUAUAGUUUAAUGUCCUUUACACAUGGUUACAAAUCCUGUGUUUUGUCAUUUGUACCUCUAUCUCAACAAUAGCCAUGUAAGUUGGAAGUAUAUUUAUUUAUUCUCCAAGAAUGUUAUGCAAGGCGCAAUGUACAAAGAAAAGGUGGCGUCCCUCAGGGCUCAAUCGUCAGACCUCUCAAAAUCUCUACUUCUCCAUUUUGCAUAAAGCACUUUAAAGAAGAGAAUGCUGCACAUGCUGUACCCUAACCUGUGACAUUAUUCCUUUUGCUGUUUGGGUCAACCAAAUUAUAUGAAGCAAAAUGUAGCUUGUGACAUGUAUCAGAAAGAAUUUGAAGAGUUAUGCCUUGGCUACACUGAACAUGUAACGUACACAGACCAAUGGCGGAGCAGAUGUGCCGUGGAAUGAAUCUUUUUACUGGCUCCACCUGCAGCGCAUGUACAUAACAGGGUUGUGUGAUGAGUCAUAUGCAAAACAAAAUGGUGAACACUCAUUUUGGGAUUGUGUGGGAUUGAGUCUGCAGUUUUUGGACUCAGCACAGUGCUGUGAAACUUCCACCUUUUUACAGAGUUUGUGUGAUAUGUGAACAUCUACAGACUACAGCACUGAGUGUAAUGAAUGAAGUUACCAAGCAACUGCCAGCUGGUACUGGCAAAAUAAAUGCCCACAGGGUGAGCAAAGCAAGAGUCAUUUCCUUUGUACCAGUAGAUUAAUUAAAAAAA